CCGGCUACACCAGGGGUCAAAGUUGAAGCUCCCAACAUGGCUGCCGGGUGCACGUUUCUGUUCUUGAGUUCGACCUCCCAGCGGAUUGCAGGACUAGGAGCCAGGUUGUCCGGUGUGAGACUGGGUACUGACCUCCCCAGAUGUCUGCAUACAGCAGCCUGUUUACUGAAGAAGAGCGGUGACAGGCCAUCAGACAGGAGUACUGCAGAAGUGGACCCUGAGCUGGCAGCAGCAGCUAAAGCUGUAGCGGAGCGGCUGGGAGGGGAGAAGGUGGAGUCUGACCUGCUGCAGCAGCUCAGGAGACACGAGGUCACCACGUCUGCGGGGAAGGCCAGUGCUGCAGACAACAGCAGUCUGGGGGACUUGAUUUCUGGCUUACGAGUAGAACGAGGUCCAGGCCAGAAGAACAGAGCUGAGGAGAGGACCGCGCCACUCCCAGGACCCCGAGGGGGAGGGGCAGGGAGGAGGGACCAGCAGUUAAGUGUACUAAGCUUUGUUUCCAGGCCAGAGAUAAAGAACUUUCAUCAGGAAUUCCAGCAGAGGAAACAAACUCAGCCCAGAUCAGAGCAAGUCGGCAGAACAAGUCCAUCUACCAGGAGGUCGUUGUUUGAGGGAAAACGACUAGGAGUCUUCAAGCCGGAGGAAGUAAAAAACUGGCAGGUUGAGGGAAGUACAUUAUGGUGUGAGGAGCAGACAGCAGAGCUGCAGACACAGGUGGAUCUGCCUCCUCGCAAUGGGUUUGAGGAGAUGAUAAAGUGGACAAAGGAAGGCAAGAUGUGGACCUUCCCCAUUCAAAAUGACCAAGGUCUGGAAGAUGAGGCUACAGUUGGUUUCCAUGAACAUGUGUUCUUGGAUGACCUACUGGAGGACUUCCCACAGAAGGGGCCGAUCAGACACUUCAUGGAACUGGUGAUAACCGGACUGUCCAAGAACCCGUACCUGACCUUGCAGCAGAAGAGAGAACACGUAGACUGGUUCAGGAAAUACUUCCAGGAAACAGAGCCGAUUCUCAGAGCUUCCGGUUCCUUGACUGAGUAGAUUGCCUCUGUGACAAUCUCUGGUACUAGUUAGAAACACUAGAUAGUCUUCACUACCAUUACCAUGGUCAUCCAUUUCAACACAAGAUGACACAUGCCAUGCCCGUAGCCAGGAUUUUGAAGGGGGGGGGGUCUUUCCACUGCUUGAGGGACCAGCGAGCACCAAAGGCACAAGGUUCCUAAGGGGGUCGGGGGGGCAUGCUCCCCCGGAAAAUUUUGAAAAAUGAACCUUCUGAAAUGGC
Molecule: messenger RNA, 1279 nt
Organism: Branchiostoma belcheri (Belcher's lancelet)
Lineage: Eukaryota; Metazoa; Chordata; Leptocardii; Amphioxiformes; Branchiostomatidae
Product: 28S ribosomal protein S31, mitochondrial-like
Exons: 8
Coding region: 37-1038 (333 amino acids)
Cellular component (GO): mitochondrial small ribosomal subunit
Molecular function (GO): structural constituent of ribosome
Source: RefSeq, a predicted model, not a curated record